AUGUCGUCGUACAAUAAUGGCGACCGUCGCAUGCCGUCGAAUAAUCAAUAUGCUCAGCCUGCAGACAUAUCACAUCGAGGUACCACCACCUCUAGAAUGACAUACGCUCCUCAAAUCCCUCGAUCUCAAAUAGCACGACCUCUCAAAUUCACACCUCGAAGUAAUAGGGCAUCGUCUGUAUCUGCGGCAGAAGGAAUUGGCCAAGUGCCAGCUUUAUCAACGUCAACGCUACAGCCAGCAACCCGUACCAAGCGCCUGUCGAUGCUCCCACGCCCUAGUACUGGUGAACCACAAUCAUCAACGUCCCCUGCAUCAUCGAUAUCGCCUCAGUUCUCAACACAAUCGAUACCCUCGUCUAUAUCUACACCCGAUAUCACCAGUCCAUCUGCAUUUGUACCUACAUACCAAGCCUCCCCUCCAAAACGACCUCGCAACGUGCUUCGGAGAAAAGCACCAACAAUAGGAAAACAUGUUGAGCAGCAGUCCCAAAAGCUGAGCCUACUCAUACCCCAAACUUUUCGCUCUGUGGAAAUGAAAGACGCCAAACCUCAAACGUUUUCUAUCUCGCAAUCAAUUGAGCCACACAAACCUGCACAAACCUCAGCCAAUGAAAGAGAUCAUUAUGUGAUGGAUACACCAACAACACAUGGCCCGGUCGAAUUGGCAAGUCUUCGUACAGCAGUCCCCAAUGAGCCCCUACUACCCUCAACAACUCCCCUCAUUCCCUCUGCGAGUACUCCUUCGACCCGAUAUUCGGAAUCUCCUGGCAUGUGGAGUCGCGGCUCGACGCCAACCUCGCUGUCCUCAUACUCUCCAGGCAUUGUGCAUUCGACCAAAGUUGGCCGUUUGAGACAGCCAAGCACAUCACAAACCAGAUUGCCUGUAUUUUCGCCUCCAGCCACAACAACAAGUCCACAGAGUGCAACAGUUGAGCACGCAGACCUGAAACCGCAGAGAAAGACGACACCCAAGCUGCCUGCAUCAUUGACUGCCGGCACAAGACCAGCUAUCAAUACUCCCAAACAGCUGAGUAGACCCGCUGUUGCUAUCUUAAGAGGUCCGCCACAUAGCCCGCCUCCAAGGAAAUCAUCAACGAAGUUCAGCCCAUCAAAGGAUGUUGAAAUUGAUGUCGAAAAGGCCAAGAAAGAAGUUGAAGAAGCUGAGCUGGAACUUUUCAAUUCCCAUCAUCCGAGAGCUGUCAUUUCGAGUCCAGAGCCAAGUGUGCCAAAGACUCCACCGCGACCUAGUAGAGAUGGUAUACCGCGUCUAGAUCGUGAAACUUCGCCCGUGAUAAAAAGCAAUCUACCAUAUCUCAGAUCGACGGGUCAUACACGUCGCGAAUCGGCUGAAAGAAUACGGAUGCAGGGACAGAAAAGCACCACUCCCAUUCCAAAUCACUCUGCUGCCACUUCAACAGACUCUUUGCGGUCUAAGGAUCUAUCACGGAUUCCAUCACGGGAAGCAGGCUCUCCUAGCCGCCUAGAGAAAAAAUCCGAGACAAGAUCAGUGGUUGCUUCUCCCAAACGCUUUGGUAUUUUCUCUAAGAAGUCAAAACCAGACCUAGAUGAUUCAUCGAUCGACCAAGCUCGUACGGCUCGCAAGGGACCGGCUGCAGGGACUGGCCAUGAGGGAUAUGGGAAAUAUUCUCAGCGGGGCCGCAAAGCGAGUGCCAGCGGCAGCACUGGCACGAGAACGAGAUCAACGAGCACAACAAGGAGCGUUUCUCGUUCAGUAGCCAGCAGUAAAGGAAGUAUGUCUAGUCGACCCGACCUUGAGCUGGAUGACUUCUUCUCGAGCCGACUUGAACCGGUCGUCAUUACCGGCGGAGGUAUGGAUGGGGGAACUCUUUCAAGGACUCAAAGUGAGCAGAGCAUCAGCAGCAUGAGCGUGACCUCUUCAAACCUUCCUCAUCCGACACCACUUACAUCUUCAACUGUGCAAUCUAUUGAGUCAUUGGCUACUUCUACGGGUACUUUCGGGGAAACAAAUACGCCCAACGAAUCUGUUGCGAGUCUUGGACAGACUAGAAGCAAGAGCCCGGUAAAGAAACUAGCCCUUGUCAAUCCCCAGGUUCAGAGGUCACGGAUGCCGGUUCCCAAAGACAAAAUGAGUAUGCUGGCAUCCAGUCCCGGUACCACGUCUCUCUCGAGCCAUGACACAGCUUUAGCAACAAAACAAGCCCCGAAUGUCUCCACCAAGCAGGAGCCUACAAAGCCGGAAGAACAGCUGGUAAAGAAAUCAAAAUCCUCACGUUGGAACCCAUUCCACAGAAGCCGUGGCAACGAUGUCAAAGGCUCUUCCCAAACUGUCCCUGUACCUGCGCGAGCUGCCCACGCGGCCCAGCUUCAUGCUGCUAUCUCUCCUGUUCUAAAUACCCGACCCGUUGCCCACUACGCAAUUGUUGACGAAGAUUCCGACGAGCUUGAACGAAUUAUCAGCAACAUUGAGCAUUCACCACCUACGGAAGAAGAAGUCCCCGUCGCGCCAGUGGAAGUUCCUGCUGGUCUGAAUAUCAAGAAAAGACAGCCAUCAAUUCUACUCCGCUCUCCGCCCAAGAUGCAUGGUGAAUUCGAUAGUGACAAACCUUCUCCGAAGACUGCCAUGUUCAAUCGCAAUAUCAUGGGUCCUGAACCUGAGGGUAGUCCCGAAGACCGCCGGCCAAGAAGACUUGCCUCAGUGGGCCGCAUUCCAAAGGUUGUCUCAAGGCGUGAUAGGCAACUGAGACAGGAUAUGCAGUCAUUUUCUCGACCUUUCAGUGUUGCGGAGUCGCUCUCUAUCCCGGCCCCGGUAGUGGAAAGUCAAAAUGAAUAUCAUCGACUUGAUCAAUCUUCUCCCAACGUGUCGUCAAGCAAGCCUUUCGACUGGGGAUAUGGCUACAACCCAGUGUUUAGCGCACCCGAGCAAAUAAGCGCCUUGGACUUCCUUGCUGGCCCUUACUCAGCUAGUGAGUUUCUACACUUCUCGCCUCCACACAAAGGCUCUGUUUCAUCAAGCAGUUCCGGGGCACUAGCUGCUGUCACUGCUGUUGUUCCCGGUGCAGCCACUGCGCCGACCCAAGAUGAGGUGUGGAACGAGUACGAUGACCUUAUAGAUCACUUCUCUCCAGAAGAUCCUAAGCCUGAUGAGUCUGCCAAACCCGAGGAUGAAUCUAGAUUCCAGAAAGCAACAAUGGCAAGCAUCGCCCUUCAGGAUGGCUUAAAGAACCCUAACUCGCUUCAGCCACCACCUGUGCCAAGAGGCGAGGAGUCGAAUAGGGACAGCGGUGAUUCGGUUCACCUUCGCCGCUCACGAAUUGUCUCUGCUUUGUAUUCACCAAUGGCCCCUUCAACCCAACCAUCCUACAGCGAUCUUAUUGCUAGCUACGGAGACCGUGAAGAAAGUCUCGGCAGUCCUCGGAAUCCCAAAUUGGAAUUUUCAGACCAUGUCCAGCAUCAGCAAUCAUCAUUCUUGCACUCCCUGGCGGCGGUUCCUCCAACGAAGCCAAAGCCGGAUGGACGCAGAACUGUUUACGAGCCCUCCGAGCGUGACUGGGAUGCUGUGACCCGUACCAAUAUGCGAUCUGCCUCCCUAAUGACUAGCCGUUGGCUAUCAUUUGGUCGUGUUCUCUUCAGUCCAGCACACAACCAUGUUAAGUCUGGAACUCAUGGGAGAAUCCUUGUGAUUGACGGCCUUGGGAAUGAUGACUGGUCAUUUUACUGCUCCUUGACCUAUCCAGAUGCAGAAGUAUACAGUCUAAGCGGCCGACCAGUUUCCACAGCGAUAUCUCACCCUGCUGCCUGGCAACCUCCGACAAAUCACCACACAGUCUAUCAUGCCGGGCUACAGAACCCUCUUCCAUUUCCGAAGGACUACUUUGCAGUUACAGUUUUACGAUUCCCCGCAGCAACAUCCGAGGCGGUGCAAAGCAAUAUGCUUCAAGAGUGCAGGCGAGUUCUUCGUUCCGGUGGCUACCUCGAAAUGAGUGUGCUAGACCGAGACAUGGUGAAUAUGGGUGUUCGCACCCGCAAAGCCGUUCGACGAUUGAAAGAAAUGACAUGUCUUGCCAACUCAACAAUCAGCCUCAGCCCGGCAAGCGAUAGCGUCCAGCGACUAAUUGGCACUCAAGGAUUUGACAACCUUCGCCGAUGCAUGGUUCGUAUUCCAGUCGCGGGAAUGGUUGUUCGAUCUUCCGACUCAACGACAUCUUCCUCGGGUCGGUCUUUUUCUGCAUCAGCCGGUACCCAAUCAACCGGAUUCUCCUUUCCUAAUACUUCUACUUCUGUUUCCACGGCGACAGGAAGCCAGAGCACACGGACAGCAUCCAAAUCUUCCCCCUCAGAUGAUAAUAUCUCUCUGGGAGACCUACUCUCAGACCCUUCUCCUUCUGCUGCGAAUGAUGAGUCCAUUGCCAAGAUUGUGGCUCGUGUUGGUCGUUGGUGGUAUACCAAAUGCUACGAAGACCCGGUUCUCCCCAAUACGGGCGACAACGACCCCAGCAUGUGGAAUGAUCGCAAGACGCUCCGCGAGUGUCAAAAGCGAGGCACUGGAUUCCGCAUGCUCAUUGCAUAUGCACAGAAGCCGAGUGAGGUUAAGCGUCGCACAGCAAGCGUUUAA
Molecule: messenger RNA, 4593 nt
Organism: Penicillium cosmopolitanum
Lineage: Eukaryota; Fungi; Ascomycota; Eurotiomycetes; Eurotiales; Aspergillaceae
Exons: 2
Coding region: 1-4593 (1530 amino acids)
Source: RefSeq, a predicted model, not a curated record